Molecule: messenger RNA, 5711 nt
Organism: Pteropus alecto (black flying fox)
Lineage: Eukaryota; Metazoa; Chordata; Mammalia; Chiroptera; Pteropodidae
Gene: GEMIN5
Product: gem nuclear organelle associated protein 5
Exons: 28
Coding region: 85-4620 (1511 amino acids)
Molecular function (GO): protein binding
Source: RefSeq, a predicted model, not a curated record
CCCCGCCCCCUUCCCGAUUACGGCGUGGGGCUGCGAACCGUCUGUCCCAGUGCCUCCCAACAUCAACUCUGGUAGCCCGUCAUCAUGGGACAGGAGCCGCGCACGCUGCCGCCCUCCCCUAACUGGUACUGCUCCCGAUGCAGCGAUGCCGUACCUGGGGGUCUUUUCGGGUUCGCGGCGCGGACCUCCGUCUUCCUUGUCCGCGUGGGCCCGGGCGCGGGUGCUAUCCCUGGGACGCCCCCAUUUCGAGUCAUAGGGGAGUUGGUGGGACACACCGAAAGGGUCUCUGGCUUCACAUUUUCUCAUCACCCGGGUCAAUACAACCUGUGUGCCACCAGCUCCGACGAUGGGACUGUGAAAAUCUGGGAUGUAGAGACAAAAACAGUUGUGACAGAACAUGCACUCCAUCAGCACACAAUAUCAGCAUUGCAUUGGUCUCCUCGAAUAAAGGACUUAAUAGUUUCUGGAGAUGAAAAAGGAGUAGUUUUCUGCUACUGGCUUAACAGAAAUGACAGCCAGUACCUCUUUAUAGAACCCAGGACAAUUUUCUGUCUUACUUGCUCACCUCAUCAUGAAGAUUUAGUAGCCAUUGGCUACAAAGAUGGCAUCGUGGUUAUAACUGAUAUCAGUAAGAAAGGAGAAGUGAUUCACAGACUUCGAGGCCACGAUGAUGAGAUCCACUCCAUAGCCUGGUGCCCUCUGCCUGGUGAAGAUUGUUUAUCCAUAAAUCAAGAGGAAAAUUCAGAAGAACCUGAAAUUCCCAAUGGAAAAGUUAUAGCACAAACUCAAGUAACAAAAGGCUGCUACUUAGCCACUGGAAGCAAAGAUCAGACCAUUCGAAUCUGGAGCUGCUCUAGAGGCCGAGGGGUGAUGAUUUUGAAAUUGCCUUUUCUGAAGCGAAGAGGAGGAGGUAUUGACCCAACUGUUAAAGAGCGCCUUUGGUUGACACUCCAUUGGCCCAAGGAUCAGCCAACACAGCUGGUAUCUAGCUGUUUUGGGGGUGAAUUGCUACUGUGGGAUCUUACUCAGUCUUGGAGACGGAAAUAUACCCUCUUCAGCGCUUCAUCAGAAGGGCAAAAUCAUUCAAGAAUUGUGUUUAAUUUAUGUCCAUUACAAACUGAGGAUGACAAACAGCUGCUGCUUUCCACUUCAAUGGACAGAGAUGUAAAAUGUUGGGACAUGACCACCCUGGAGUGCUGCUGGACACUGCCUUCCCUCGGUGGAUUUGCUUACAGUCUGGCUUUCUCUCCUGUGGACACAGGCUGUUUGGCCAUAGGCGUUGGGGAUGGCAUGAUCCGCAUGUGGAAUACACUCUCCAUAAAGAACAACUAUGAUGUGAAAAAUUUUUGGCAGGGUGUCAAGUCCAAGGUUACAGCGCUGUGUUGGCACCCAAGCAAGGAAGGCUGCUUAGCUUUUGGAACCGAUGACGGAAAAGUGGGACUGUAUGACACCUACUCCAACAAACCUCCACAGAUUUCUAGCACAUAUCAUAAGAAGACUGUGUACAGUUUAGCCUGGGGGCCACCAAUACCCCCCAUGUCACUUGGAGAAGGAGACAGACCUUCCCUCACUUUAUACAGCUGUGGAGGGGAAGGGACUGUCUUACAGCAUAACCCCUGGAAGCUUAGUGGCGAGGCCUUUGACGUCAACAAACUCAUCAGAGACACCAACUCGAUCAAAUAUAAAUUGCCUGUACACACAGAGAUCAGCUGGAAAGCAGAUGGUAAAAUCAUGGCUCUUGGCAAUGAAGAUGGAUCUAUAGAAAUAUUUCAGGUUCCCAACUUGAAACUGAUCUGUACCAUCCAGCAGCAUCACAAGCUUGUGAAUACCAUUAGCUGGCAUCAUGAGCAUGGAAGCCAGCCAGAGCUGAGCUAUCUGAUAGCCUCGGGGUCCAAUAAUGCAGUCAUUUAUGUGCACAACCUGAAGACUGUCAUAGAGAGCAACCCUGAAUCUCCAGUGACCAUUACAGAGCCCUACCGGACCCUUUCAGGACACACAGCCAAGAUUACCAGUCUGGCAUGGAGCCCACAUCAUGAUGGAAGGCUGGUAUCUGCUUCCUAUGAUGGUACAGCUCAGGUGUGGGAUACUCUCCGGGAAGAGCCUCUAUGCAAUUUCCGAGGACAUCGAGGUCGAUUGCUCUGUGUGGUGUGGUCCCCCUUGGAUCCAGACUGCAUCUACUCAGGGGCUGAUGACUUCUGUGUGUACAAAUGGCUCACUUCCAUGCAAGAACAUUCCCGGCCUCCUCAAGGCAAGAAAAGUAUUGAAUUAGAGAAAAAAAGGCUGUCUCAGCCUAAGCCAAAGCCCAAAAAGAAGAAAAAGCCCACCUUGAGAAUGCCCGUAAAGCAGGAACUGUACGAUGGGAAUGAAGAGGAGAGUGUAAGGGAGAGCACGGGACCUGUUGAGAACGGUGGCGUGUCCGACCAGGAGGGAGAAGAGGAAGCCCGGGAGCCAGACUUACCCUGUGGUGUCACCUCAGCAGUUUCUAGAGAACCAGUUAUCUGCCCUCCAGUUUCCUUAGGCUUUGAAAAGCCAAAAGUCACCAUUAAUAAUAAAGUCACUUUACUGAAAAAGGAGCCACCUAAAGAGAAGCCAGAAGCCUUAGUCAAGAAGCGAAAAGCCCGUUCCAUGCUUCCGCUGAGUACGAGCCUGGACCACAGGUCCAAAGAGGAGCUUCAUCAGGACUGUUUGGUACUAGCAACUGCAAAACACUCCAGAGCAGAGCUAAAUGAGGAUGUGUCUGCUGAUCUUGAGGAAAGAUUUCACCUGGGGCUUUUCACAGACAGGGCUACACUGUACAGAAUGAUUGAGGUCGAAGGAAAAGGUCACUUGGAAAAUGGCCAUCCUGAGUUAUUUCAUCAGCUCAUGCUUUGGAAAGGAGAUCUAAAAGGUGUUCUCCAGAGUGCAGCAGAAAGAGGGGAGCUGACAGACAAUCUCGUGGCUAUGGCUCCAGUCGCUGGUUACCAUGUGUGGCUAUGGGCUGUAGAAGCUUUUGCCAAACAGUUGUGUUUUCAGGAUCAGUACGUCAAGGCUGCCUCUCACCUACUUUCUAUCCACAAAGUAUAUGAAGCUGUGGAGCUGCUCAAGUCAAACCAUUUCUACAGGGAGGCUGUUGUGGUCGCCAAGGCCCGGCUGCGCCCAGAGGACCCGAUCCUAAAGGACCUGUACCUCAGCUGGGGAGCCGUCCUUGAAAAAGAUGGCCAUUAUGCUGUAGCCGCUAAAUGCUAUUUAGGCGCUGGUUCCGCUUAUGAUGCAGCCAAAGUUUUGGCCAAAAAAGGGGAUGCAGCAUCACUUAAAACAGCCGCAGAGUUGGCUUCAAUCGUGGGAGAGGAUGAGUUGUCUGCUUCCCUGGCUCUCAGAUGUGCCCAAGAGCUGCUUCUGGCCAGGAACUGGGUGGGCGCCCAGGAAGCUCUGCAGCUCCAUGAAAGUCUGAAGGGUCAGAGACUGGUGUUUUGCCUUCUUGAGCUACUGUCCAGGCACCUGGAGGAGAGGCAGCUGCCAGAGGGCAAAAGCUCCUCUUCUUACAACGCCUGGUCCACGGGCACGGAAGGGCCCCUCGUGGAGAGGGUCACUGCAAUAUGGAAGAGCGCCUUCAGCCUGGACACCCCAGAGCACUAUCAGGCAGCAUUUCAGCAGCUGCAGAAGAUCAAGUACCCAUCUGCUACAAAUAACACUCCCUCCAAACAGCUCUUGCUUCACAUUUGCCAUGACCUGACCUUGGCGGUGCUGAGCCAGCAGGUGGCCUCCUGGGACCAGGCUGUGGAAGCACUGCUUCGGGCUGUGGUCAGGAGCUACGACUCAGGGAACUUCACCAUCAUGCAGGAAGUGCACUCAGCCUUUCUUCCUGAGGGCUGUGACCACUUAAGAGACAAAAUGGGUGACCAUCAGUCCUCUGCAACACCAGCUUUCAAAAGUUUGGAGGCCUUUUUUAUUUAUGGACAUCUGUAUGAAUUCUGGUGGUCUCUCUCCACGCCUUGCCCCAAAUCCAGUGUCUGGGUAAGGGCUGCUCACAGAAGGACAACCUCUGUUGAGCAAAGCCAGCAGUUGGACGAUGCCAGCUCUGAAGAAAUAGACCCACAAGCUUCUCAGCCAGAGCCAACCAGGCCUCCAGAACUAGACAUGAGACUCACGGAAGAGAGUGAACGAAUGCUGAACAUUUGUAAGAAGCUCUUUUCAGAACAGCACGCCUGUCUCCAGAACUCACAGAGAACCGUUGCUGAAGUUCAGGAGACCUUAGCAGAAAUGAUCCGCCAACACCAAAAGAGUCAACUCUGUAAACCCACUGUGAAUGGUUUUGAUAAGAAUGACCCUGAACAGGAAGCAGAACAGUCCCUGUGUAAUCCUCAGAGCCAGUGUAGUAAAGAAGAGAAAAAUGAGCCACUUUCUCUGCCUGAAUUAACCAAAAGACUUACUGAAGCCAACGAGAGAAUAGCUAACUUUCCUGAGAGUGUUAAGACCUGGCCAUUCCCAGAUGUGCUGGAGUCCUGUCUCGUCCUGCUUCACAUCAGGUCCCAGUGUCCUGGCCACGUGACCCAAGAAAUGCAGCAACAGGCCCAAGAGCUCCUUCAGAAGUACGGCAACACUAAAGUUUACAAAAGACACUGCCAGACCUUCUGCACAUGAACUUUCAAAGACCUUUAAGAAAUUGUGCCAAAUUCAAAACAUUUGACACCUUUCACCUCUGUCAGACGUUCGCUCUGAUCUCUAGAUGUUUUUGCAGUGAUCCAAAUAAUAUGAGGGUCAAGUUUAAGUCAACUCUACCCUAGACACAGUAGAAUUUGACUUUGGGCUCAAUUGUGGUUUCCUGCUAAAGGGUCAUCAAAAACUAGCCAUAGUUACAAGAACUGACACCUGUAAGAGUGAUUGUUGGUUAUCUCUAAAGCCUUAUGCAGGUUUCACCCAGAGGAGAAACUUAAUAACCCAAAGUGUCAUGUUCUUACACACAAGCGACCUUUAUAAAUGCUUCAUCUGAUCGUAACAUGUCAUUCUCGUUCAAGAUAGAACUGUGGCAUUUUAUGACUAUUGGUACAUUUUUAAAUUGUUUUUGUUAACUUGGGCUCUCCCCUUCUGCUCUACUACUUAUACUUGAAUGUGAACUAGGCCUUACCCAUCAUGUUGAUUCUCUACCCUCUGUCUGAAAUUUAGGUCAAAAAUUUGGUUUUAUUGUUUGAUGUAAUUGCUCAAAUCAAAUGAUACUCAAAUCACUUACUAAAGCUUUAGAAGAACAAAUAACUAACUCAAAUGUGUCUUAUCCCUUCAGUUUUAUAAGAAAUGACUGGGGCUUAUUUGAUCAUUAUAAGAAAUGAUGAAAAUGGUUCAAGAAGAAAUUACUGUUUCAGUGGUUCUUAGUCUUUUUCAGGUCACAGGGACCUUUUGAGAAUUAGAUUGAAGCCACAGACAAUCUUUGAGGGAAAAUGCAUAUUCCUAAUUUUGUAUAUGUAAGUUUUGGAUCAUUGGACUCCCCCCCUUUAGAUCAUUGCAUAAUGGGACGCUACAUACUAUUUAACUAUAAAUCCUUGUUUUUCCUUUUUUUGACUUAUAAGCAUUCUCUUAAGGUCUGUUCUUCUCUUCAGUUAUUGAAAUAGUUGAACUAUGUCAGGAACAGAUGUUUCCGUAAUAUUCCAGUUACUAGGACAUGAAAAUUACAGUCUGUGGGGUAGGGAUGAGAGGGAGCUCUCUUUCCCAAUAAUUGAACUAUUUUCUUUUGGAAUUCA